This is a messenger RNA of Suillus subalutaceus, 3948 nucleotides long. RefSeq lists its product as uncharacterized. Bases 1 to 3948 code for a protein of 1315 amino acids. The record is from RefSeq and is a predicted model, not a curated record. Lineage: Eukaryota; Fungi; Basidiomycota; Agaricomycetes; Boletales; Suillaceae. The transcript has 13 exons.
AUGGUUGAAGAAGGUGAAGAUGGAGCUUCCAUUUCCAUGACUGACCCACCAUUAUUAGUGCCCAACCUCAUUGCCGCUGGAUCCUCCUCACGCUUUCCGCUCCUCAUCGUCAUGGAUCAGGAUGACUCAUUGCGGGUUCCAAUCACUUUCAGAUGCACCUGUACACGUGAAUUCACGCACGAGAACGCCUACAGUAAACAUCAACGCUCGUGCACGAAGGGCAAGAAGCGAUUGUUUUCCGCUUUAUCUAAAGCAAGGGUCAUUUUGGGCUCUGUAAAACGGUCACGAGUCGACGGGUAUACCCGCCUUAGCACUACAUCUUCAGGUGAGCACCCCCACCAUCCACGGGGAUCGUUCCCGUCCACUGAACAGGCUAAUGAGCCAUUCAACACAGAACCUGAGCCUUCACACGUCUGCUCAACUCCGUCGGGAAUGCACCACUCACAUGAGGUUUCGGGUGCAGGGCCUUCAUCGCAGGACCAUCCACUCACCGCUGCAUCUAACGCCAGCAUUGGCACCACACCUAUGGAAAUAGAUGAGGAUGAAAGUUUAUCACUGGCGCAGUGGAGGAGCCGAUGUAUUGGUGUUCCUAUGCCGCUACGAUAUAGGCAGCAUGAGGAUGUGCUCCCACAACCUCUUCCAAGCGCCCCCCCUGGCCAUACUACCCCAGCACCGGAGGUUAACCCACCAGAACCAAUUGACGUGUCCACCGGUGAUCGUGCAUCUCUGCCAGUUCCCCCCUUUCGCACUGCUAGAAAUGUCUUCAGAUUGAUUCGCCAGUUCUUCUCAUCCACCCCCCCAUCUCAUGACCUGGAAGAAGCAGUGACACUCCAAGAUAUCAGUUAUGUGCCAGCGGUUACUUCAGCAGAGCUAGAUGCCCUUGCUGACACUCAUGACGUUUUAUUUCACCCCUAUCCCAAUCGAUCGUCUUUCGAGCUCGGUCAUUGGUACUGGAAUGGCGGCGUGCAGAAGUCCCAUCAAAGCUUCAAAGAGCUCAUCGAUAUCGUCAGUCACCCAAAUUUUGAUCCCGAUAAUGUCCGGAGUACACCAUGGGACAAAAUCAACUCGAAACUAGGUGCGAGUAUCGACGACGAUGAGAGGGAGGAAUGGGAGGAUGAGGACGCGGGUUGGUGCAAAACUCAAGUAACUAUUCAAGUUCCCUUUUCUCGGACCACAGCUCAGCCAGGCAUUCGACCGUACGUCGCAGCAGACCUUUACCAUCGAUCUCUCAUCUCCGUCAUUUGUGAAAAGCUCUCAAAUCCUCAGGACGAUGAGCUUUUCCAUUACGAACCUUACCAACUGCGAUGGAGUGCUCCUCAUCUUCCUUGUGAGGUCGACAUUCAAGGUGAACUAUAUACCUCUCUGGCUUUCAUGGACAUGCACCGUGAACUUCAGGAGUCUCCUCGGGAGGAGGGGUGCGAUUUACCACAUGCCACGCACCUGACAACAUUUGGCAAUGCGAAGCUAUGGCCGUUGUACAUGUACUUUGGAAAUGAACCCAAAUACUGCCAUUGCAAACCAUCCUGCAAUUUGGCUAACCAUGUGGCCUAUUUUCAAAAGCUACCAGACUCUUUCAAAGAUUUCACUGGCACUUACACUGGAGGCAAGGGGGUUGGCCGCGAGUACACAACACAUUGCCAGCGGGAACUGUUUCAGGCUCAAUGGAAAGUCUUGCUCGAUCACGAGUUUUUAGAGGCUUAUGAGCAUGGGAUCGUCAUUUUGUGCUGUGAUGGGAUAAAACACAGGUUUUAUCCACGAUUAUUUACCUACUCUGCAGAUUAUCCUGAGAAAGUUCUCGUUGCGACCAUUCGACAGCUGGGAGGUUGCCCCUGUACGCGAUGUCUGAUACCGACCACUCACCUUCAUCAUUUGGGGAUGAGCUGCGAUCGGCAACAACGUUCAAUGAUGGCACGGUCCCAUGCCUUGAGGAGUCAGCCUGUUGCUACCGCACGCGGGUUCAUAUACGAGAAGAACUAUGGCAUUGACAGUGUAGCAGUCGAGUCGCUUCUCAAACCUGAUUUGUGGGUACCAAACUUGAACUCGCUGUCAGACAGCCUUAGUGCGUUUGGAUUCAACGUGUUUGCUGCGCUUGUCGUCGAUCUCCUUCAUGAGUUCGAACUAGGGGUUUGGCGUAUGCUUCUAGUUCAUUUACUUCGCAUACUUUUCGCCUUGAAUAAGGACCUGGUCCAUGAGCUUGAUAAAAGAUACAGACAAGUUCCCUCAUUUGGGCCCGCAACGAUUAGGCGAUUCUCUGCCAACACCUCUGAAUUGUCGAACUUGGCUGCACGAAACUUCGAAGAUCUUCUUCAGUGUUCUAUCCCGGUCUUCGAAGGCCUGCUCCCCGAAGCUCACAACAAAAUUAUCAUGGACCUACUUUUUAUCAUGGCACACUGGCAUGGACUUGCCAAACUGCGCAUGCAUUCCGACCUGACCUUAGCAAUCCUCAACCAACAAACGACUGAUCUUGGUGAACAAUUUCGUAAGUUUAAGGCGACAGUGUGCUCUGCGUACAGCACCCAGGAGCUCGAUCGUGAGGUUGAUGCGCGGUCUCGUCGGCAGGCAAAGGAUGCGGCUAAGCGGGUGGAGACAGGCAAGGCGGAUGGUGUUGGGCAAGGAACUGCAGCAAGUACCAACACUAAAGGGAAACAGAAGGCCAGUGCAGAGCACUUGCAGGAUACCCCCUUACCAAGGCAACUGAGGAGGAAGAAAUUCAAUCUUCAGACCUACAAGUUUCAUGCGCUGGGGGACUAUGUGACUUCCAUCCGUCACUUUGGAACCACCAAUUCAUACAGCACAGAGACAGGGGAGUUGGAGCACCACACGCCGAAGGGUAGAUACUAUCAAACUGAUUGUAGAUCCUUUGUUCAACAGCUAACUCAGAUUGAGUGCCGUCAAACGCGCUUGCACCGCAUUAAACAACAACAUCAACAAUGGGCUUCUCGUGUGGAGUCAAACAAAACCGCGAGCGAUCCCCGGCUACACCACCACAUCGGCCAAAGCGAGAAGCUUUACGAUGAAGUUGGUCAUUACCUUCACAGUAAUGCGAGAGAUCCUGCUAUGAAGGACUUCCUGCUGCGGUUAAAAGAUUAUAUUUUGGACCAUAUUGUCACAGGGGGCGCCUGGAUCUUCUAUGGAGAAAAACCACCCAUACCGACAAAGAACGUGCUUCCAUUCUCUUUAAACGUAACAGAAUCUAUCACCACAACCUGGGCUCAAGACGUCAUCAAUCCGAGAACCCCACAUUGCAACAUCAUGUUGCUCCAACAUGAUGAUGGGUGCGAUGGCCACUACCGUUAUGCCAAGGUCCUCGGUAUACACCACGUCAAUGUUGUUCGUACUGGGAAUGUGUACGAAUCUCGUCGAACAGAGUUCCUUUUUGUGUGGUGGUAUGAGUCUGUACAGGAACAUGUCUGGGAAAUGCAUACUUUGUGCCGCGUUCGUUUCCUACCUCUAGUGAAUCCGGGCACAUUCGGCUUUGUAGACCCGGGCGCUGUGCCGAGGGCAUGUCACAUUAUUCCGGCUUUCUCUCGAGGCCAGCGUAACUCAAAUGAUGGGAUUUCUCCCGUAGUGGGAGAUAAACACAAUUGGCAAGAGUACUAUGUUAAUAGUUUUGUUGAUCGUGACGCCCUCAUGAGGUUUGAUUUUGGCCUUGGGGUAGGGCACGUUUACUCACAUAGUGUGGGGGUCUCAGAACCUCGUAACUCCGCACCACAGCAUGCUGGUCAGACAAGCGCACAGGUGCAAGAUGAAUGUAUCGAAGACAAUCCAAUGGGAAUCGCCCAACCACCUGACGGGGAGCGGGAUGAACAGGAUGAAGAUGGUGAUUACCUUGGUGUCGAGGAGCCAUGCUUUUUGGGGCCAGAAAGGAAUGCGAGCAUGGAAUCGAUUAUCGAGGCGCUAGAUGAGAUGUUCAUGGACUGCACCCUCGAUUUUGAUUACGAAAAUUAA